Paraglomus brasilianum is the source of this 371-nucleotide messenger RNA. The record is from the annotation of a GenBank genome assembly. Lineage: Eukaryota; Fungi; Glomeromycota; Glomeromycetes; Paraglomerales; Paraglomeraceae.
GUGGUGGUCAUGUUUCGACUUUUGAAGAGUGUACCAAGUACAUCCAACAGCCAACGUUCACAAAUAAUUUCUACUUUGGCUAUUUUAGACCACCACUUUAUUUACAAAUGGUACCUUCAUCAAGUACGGAAGGACUGACGGGAAUAGGGUUUAUAAUGACCGUUACUGACACGAGAUUUAGUCCCAGUGUUACUGAUAUCGCUCAGAUGGAAAUCAUGUUAGUUGACACAGGUAGUAGUGGUCCUUCCGCUCAUAAUACCGCUCUAUUAAAACCUAAUGUAUAUGGUUCAAUCGGGAUAAGGCCUAACAGUUUCUUUGUCAAAACAGAGAUAGAGCUAAGAUCGCGCACAGUAAUGUUCGAUACUUAUAUU